AUGGCCGUCAUCUCGCCGUUGGGAUUUUGUACACCAUUAUCACCGUCUCGCCAUUUCUGGACAUAUUUCACCGUCGUCAUAGCCGCCGCCAUUCUGGCAAGCGGUGUGCGUGCCGACUGCUACUGGCCCGACGGGACCGAGAACGACGAGCAUCAACCUUGCUACUCGCCCAAUGGUGGCGCCAUCGGACUCUGCUGCGGCACGGGCGAUGUUUGUUUGUCGAACGGCGUGUGCAUGAGUCGCUCGUCCGCGGGUGGCUCGACUGAUAUGAUUGACAGCGCGUACGCAAGCAACCUGGACACCAGUGUCUACUACCGCGGCAGCUGCACGUUCAAGGACUGGAGCCAGGACAAGAACUGCCCGACGGUGUGCAUCAAGGGCUCCGGAAUCUCGCCGCACACGGACGUGGGCAUCAUCCCGUGCCCUGGGUCUAACACAGACUGGUACUGCGCUGAUGGCAACAUGCACAAGGCCAACUGUUCCACGGGUGCUUUUAUUGUUUCGCUGCCGAGACCUGUUUCGUUUACCACAAUUGGCAUCUCGCCGUCCAAAACUGCUCAUACUGUAGCACCUACCUCAGCAUCCACCUCGACGGCAACCUCGAUGACAUCCUCUCCAAGUGGCGGGAAUGCAACCACCGGGCUUGUUACCGCACCUGGAACCACUGCACCUACAGGUUUCUCAAGCGGUGUGUCUGGACCGUCUGUGGCGUCGACAACAUCGGGCAAUCCAUUGUCGACGAUGGAUCCUCCGCCCACAUCCUCACCUUCGUCAAACUCUGGCUCGAACGUCCCUCUGGCCGUGGGCGUCACCAUCGGAGGUGCUUCUAUUAUUGCUGCCGCCGUCAUAGGGUACUUUCUCUGGCGCCGCCGGAAACGGGACGAACCGGCCCCGGCCGAGUCGCCGCCACCGCGUGAUGUGCCCGACGACGUUAUCCUGAAUUCGGUGCUGGAGGGGUCCAUGUUUCGAUCUGGAAGCCUUCUCAGUCGACGUCCGAGCAAAACACUACUGAGCAACAUGGGUGCUGGCGACGGCGGUCCAGCCGCACCGAUGCCGGACACUAGAUCUGUACUAAGUGGCCCGUGUGCCGAAAGUCUCCGUUCAGGGAGCAUGCUGAGCUCAUUCCAGCAGUACCAGCAAAGCCAACAGCAACAGCAACAGCAACAGCAGCAGCCGCUCUUCCAGCAACAGCCACAGGCGCCGCUUCAUCUGCACCAACCGCACCCCCAGCGACACUACAGCUAUGCACAAGCCCGCUUUAGCUCAGACGCAGUGGCCAUGCACGACCUGCGACGGACACCGCCGGUUGCUUGGGGCCACCAAGGCAGUGGCCCGAGCGUGACGAGCGAGCCCAUCCCCGAGAUUCCGUAUGAUGACCGGCGCAUGGCUGCAUACCACGGUGUGCCCACCAUGGAGCACAACAAUUACUCGGAGCUGCCUGGGUAA
Molecule: messenger RNA, 1446 nt
Organism: Sporothrix schenckii 1099-18
Lineage: Eukaryota; Fungi; Ascomycota; Sordariomycetes; Ophiostomatales; Ophiostomataceae
Exons: 2
Coding region: 1-1446 (481 amino acids)
Source: RefSeq, a predicted model, not a curated record